Molecule: messenger RNA, 1014 nt
Organism: Sander lucioperca (pikeperch)
Lineage: Eukaryota; Metazoa; Chordata; Actinopteri; Perciformes; Percidae
Product: zinc transporter 6-like
Exons: 6
Coding region: 121-1014 (297 amino acids)
Source: RefSeq, a predicted model, not a curated record
UCUCUCUCUCCCCCUGUGUCUCCAGCGGCCAGCAGCAGUUGGCUUCAGGAACAUGUGGCAGAUCUGAGUCGAAGUUUGUGUGGCGUCAUUCCCGGUCUGAGCAGUGUGCUGCUGCCUCGUAUGAACCCGUUUGUCCUGAUCAACAUGGCGGGCGCUCUCUCCCUCUGCAUCACCUACAUGCUCAUAGAAAUCAAUAACUACAACGCGGUGGACACGGCGUCGGCCGUCGCCAUCGCCCUCAUGACCUUCGGCACCAUGUAUCCCAUGAGCGUCUACAGCGGCAAAGUUCUGCUGCAGACGACUCCGUCGCACGUCAUCGGCCAACUGGACAAACUGCUCCGAGAGGUGUCAACUCUGGAAGGAGUUUUGGAGGUUCGAAACGAGCACUUCUGGACCGUCGGCUUCGGGUCUCUGGCCGGCUCCGCCCACGUCCGUAUCCGCCGCGAUGCCAACGAGCAGCUGGUUCUGGCUCACGUCACCAACCGCCUGCUGCCGCUCGUCUCCACGCUGACGGUCCAGAUCUUUAAGGACGACUGGACCAGACCCCUCCUGAGCGGGACCCUCUCCUCCUCCCCCUCCCCUGUUCCCCCACUGGGUCCUGAAGGCUACGCUAUCCCCCCCUCCUCCUCCGCUCUGCCUCCUCUCCUCUCGGACCCUCUGACAUCCACGCCAUCCAAACCCAGCAGCCCUCCUCCUGAGUUCGCCUUCGACACGCCCGGGAGGAACGUGCAGCAGGUGGUCCUCCCCGCCGCGGGACACCACGCCCACGGGCCCUACGGAGGCCUGGGCCUCGCCUACGGAGCGUCUCCCUACGCAGGGAUGCUGAGUCAGGGUGUAGCGCGGCCUGGCAGCGGCCUGGGACUCGGUGCGCACGGUCUCGGAGCCGGGUUUGGACUCGGAGUGCCUUCCUCUCAGAGCUACAGGACUGCCUUCGGAGCGCCAACGCUGCCGCUCCGGUUUGGAACCAGCAACCCUCUGGCUUCACAGUCGCAGUACAGACAAUACCAACCCUGA